GUGUCAAUCAGUGACAAUAACAUGCACACUUCCACAUUGAAUUUAAGGUUAAAACAGUUUCAGAACAAAUUUUCAUUAACACGUAACUUUUUCGGCACAUUUUGACUAUCGAAGUGAAACUACAUUGAACACAGCAUUAUCGCGGAGAUAUUUUUUAAACCUAGACUUAGCAUAGGCCAGCAUGUCGUUACCGAAGCGGUCGUCGAAACACCAGCCACUCGGCUAUAAGGAACUGCAGAAGGUGGAGGAGUUGUAUCCCGUCGUCAUGGGUGCACCCAAUCAGCAAAUUACUCCUUGGAACGACGUAGAUCGCCAGUUGCAGGACGGAAUGGGCGAGUUGCAGCUUAUGUUUAAUCGACUGGCACCGCCGCCAUCGUCGGGCAAAUUCAAUCCUAACAGAUCCAAUCCGAUUAUACAUAAUUUGGAUGAAAGACCACUGCCAAUUGUCACGGGAUCAUGGGGCCAGGUGAAGAAAACCCACACGCGUAAUCCGAUCCUGAAUCCAGAAAAUUGUGUACCAGAAAUCGAAGAAAAGCCAGAGCGGGCUGUGCAGCUAAUCGAAGAGGAUCUUCCGGCGCAGGAAAUGGACGCGAGAACCCGCUUGCUGGCCAUCAGGUUCUUCAAUCUAAUGCUGGCAAAGCUAUGGCGUCGGCGAAGGGCCGAAGUCUGCGAUCUGCACACGCUAGUUCGCAAGUACCAAGUUCAUGCCGCUCGCACCCAAACAGAGCUGUUCACGCGCAACCAAAUGAUCUGCUCGGAGCAGCGACGUGGGGAGCAGCUGAACAAUCAGCUGAUGAGGGCCAUCAGUCGCGUCCGCGUGACCAUGCAAAGCUGCGCCGAGCUGGACAACGAACUGCAGCAGCUGAGGAUCCGGGAAGCGUCGCUGAGCAACGAGCUAGCCUCCAAGUCGCUGGAGUGCGAAUAUUUCGCUGAAAUGCUCGACAGCUUCCGCACCGAUAUGUUUCGCGAGCUGACCAAUUAUCGCAAGGGAGCCGCCGAAUUGGCCAACCAACAGCGGCGCGCACUCGAAUUGGAGUAUGAAAACGCCGAGCUGGAGGAUCAACUGCUAACGAUUAAGGAUCAGUUUCUGCAGCAGAACGACCAAAUGUCGGUGGCGCUUGGCGAGAAACAGCAGCAACUGGACGCCGCCUAUGAGACACUAAAGCACUACGAACAAGAGCUGGUCCAACUGGAGAUAAAGUACCAGGAGAUGCUGAGCCAAACGGGACUGGAAGUCGACCUGCAGAGGGAGGUCUCGAUUUUAAAGAAGAACAUGAGCGUUCCUCGCUGUCUAAUCUUCUACCUGACUGCCUGCAAUUGGGGGACUUCUCAUGGUUGCGUUUACCACGUGGUGGCCGGCACACUCGACUGUCUGGCGCCCGCGUAUUCCACACCCCCGAUGACUAACAAUUUACUCAGAAUGGGCAUGGCCGCCAUAUUCCUGCUUUAUGCCAUGUAUUGAUUUGUCUGACGGAUGUGAGAAGGACCUCUGGCGACGCAAACAGGUCUUGCAAGGAUAACGGAGGAGUUUAUUAGCAAUCCCAGUAGGUAGGGGGAUCUUGUGAAUAUUUCACAACACACUGCCACAAAUUUAUUGCGAAUAUUAGAUAACUUUUUUGUUUCAUUUUGCCACGGUAUUACCAAAACGAAAAAAAAAUGUAGAAUAAAAUUUUGUACUAGUCUUAAACUUCA
Molecule: messenger RNA, 1692 nt
Organism: Drosophila santomea
Lineage: Eukaryota; Metazoa; Arthropoda; Insecta; Diptera; Drosophilidae
Exons: 4
Coding region: 182-1462 (426 amino acids)
Source: RefSeq, a predicted model, not a curated record